UUUUCAUUUAUUGUCAUUGUUAUUCCGAGUCGACGCAAGAAGACGAGCAACUAUCAUCAGCUUGGAGUAUCGACAACGAGGCAGGCAAAACUACCAAUUUACACGGGAUAACUAUUUUAUGUUUUUCUCGUGGUCGUCAAUUACGACGUGUGUAUAUGUAUCAACAUCGUUAUAUGCAUAGUUCUUAGAACGCGCGUUGCGCUAAAAAUCAUAACAAAUUAUAGUGGAAACGAGCGGCAGUUUCUGUCCAGUGGUCGGUGAAAGGCCAUCAAUUUUCACGGAAAACUUGCGCUGAACAAGUGUUUAUAUUAUUGUGAUAAUUAUUGCAUAUAAUCGAAGAUGCUUGGGCGCAAAGUUCUUAGGACGUUAUAUCACGGACUGUCAAAUAAUUUUUGGCGACAGCUGAAUUCCAGUGCUGUGCUGAGUGUCGAGGCGACUGAUACGACGCAGAGUCGACACUUCGACAGGAAUGCCAAACUGCCGAGGAUAUUAAUAACGGGUGGUCUCGGUCAGCUGGGCACAGAGUGCGCCAAACUUCUCCGCAAGAACUACGGCGACGAAAAUGUCGUGCUGUCGGACAUAAUCAAGCCAACGGACGACGCUUUGAUGAAUGGGCCUUUCAUCUUCGCUGAUAUUCUUGAUUUCAAAGGUCUUCAAAAAAUUGUCGUCAAUUAUAGAAUAGAUUGGCUCAUUCACUUCAGCGCGUUGCUCAGCGCCGUUGGAGAACAGAAUGUUCCCCUCGCUGUGAGAGUGAAUAUCGAAGGUUUGCACAACGUGAUUGAGUUGGCAAAACAAUACAAUUUACGUAUAUUCGUGCCAUCGACGAUCGGUGCGUUUGGGCCUGAUUCUCCGCGCAAUCCUACGCCCAAUGUAACUAUUCAAAGACCGAGGACUAUUUAUGGAGUAAGCAAAGUACACGCUGAGCUGCUUGGCGAGUACUAUCAUCACAAGUUUGGUCUUGAUUUUCGUUGUCUUCGCUUUCCUGGUGUUAUCAGCAGUGAUCCACCUGGUGGUGGCACGACUGAUUAUGCAGUAGCAGUCUUUCAUGAAGGAUUGUUGCAUAAACGUUACGAAUGUUACUUGGAGCCACAUACACGCCUGCCGAUGAUGUACAUUGACGACUGUCUCUCGGCGUUAUUCCAAUUUCUCAAUGCACCGAGUGAAAGACUUCAGAGACGCGUUUAUAAUGUAACUGCUAUGAGUUUCACGCCUGAAGAAUUGUUUGAAGAGAUUAAGAAGCAUCUGCCGGACUUGCAAGUUUCUUAUAAUCCUGACAGUCGACAGAACAUAGCAAACACAUGGCCACAAGUGUUUGACGACAGCGAGGCACGCAGAGAUUGGGGCUGGAAGCACGAAUAUGAUCUUGAUAAACUCGUUAUAAGCAUGAUCCAAGACGUCAGCGAAAACUUCAUUCCAAAAUAUCAACGUUUAUCCGAAGUUAGCAGUUACAUGUAGAUCACAUAUGUUGAA
Molecule: messenger RNA, 1470 nt
Organism: Phymastichus coffea
Lineage: Eukaryota; Metazoa; Arthropoda; Insecta; Hymenoptera; Eulophidae
Gene: Tdh
Product: L-threonine 3-dehydrogenase, mitochondrial
Exons: 5
Coding region: 340-1455 (371 amino acids)
Biological process (GO): L-threonine catabolic process
Molecular function (GO): L-threonine 3-dehydrogenase activity
Source: RefSeq, a predicted model, not a curated record